Molecule: messenger RNA, 2023 nt
Organism: Poecilia latipinna (sailfin molly)
Lineage: Eukaryota; Metazoa; Chordata; Actinopteri; Cyprinodontiformes; Poeciliidae
Gene: arhgap28
Product: Rho GTPase activating protein 28
Exons: 15
Coding region: 70-1974 (634 amino acids)
Biological process (GO): negative regulation of stress fiber assembly; signal transduction; regulation of small GTPase mediated signal transduction
Cellular component (GO): cytoplasm
Molecular function (GO): GTPase activator activity
Source: RefSeq, a predicted model, not a curated record
UGUCGGACCCGCCCAGUCUGAGCUGGGAGCUCCUCCUGCUCUUCCUCUCCCUCCUCCUCCUCAGACCCGAUGAGCAGCCGGACCGAGCGGAGGAUGUUGUCACCUCAUUCUGCUACCUCCCCUCCCACCUCCUCAAGCUCCCCUAGCACAGUGACCUCUGACUCCAGAUAUGUUGCCAUGGAGACCUACUGGAGAGAGGUACAGAGCAUUGAAGAGGAGCAGGAGGGGGAAGAAGAGGAAGAGGUAGAAGAGGAGAGGAAGAGCAUGGAUGAGGUGGAGCUGGAGGAGGCAUGGCUGACGGAGGCGGGGCUUUCCUCCCUGGUCGUGGGCUCUUCACAAACAGAGACGCCACCUGUGGUGGAGGCAGUGCUGUCCACGUUGACACGGCAACAAGCUGCUACGGUGAGGAAGAGGCUGGACAACUACAAUGAGACGCUGAGGAAAAGGAACCGGCAGCCAAUCAGAGACGUGCGUGACGUCUUCACCGAGCCCGAGACAGACUCUGCAGACCCAAGCCCGUUCCCGACCCAACAGCAACCAGAGCCGCCUCCACGGCGGUACCACACCACAACCAAGACCAUCCGCCGCAGCACAAACAGAGGGCGGUCCACUCUUCCCAUGUUUGUUUUCGAGGACCAGCUCCAGGAAGACCCGUCCUCCCCCGCGCCCACUCCCUCCCCCUCCUCAGCAGUGAGUCGGCUGAGAUGUGCUGAUUGGCUGCUGCGCGACACUCCGUACUCGGAGGGCGUGGCAGAGCACAAAUGGGGCGGGACAUGCAGGGAUUGCAUCCGUUUCCAUGGAGAUGAGAGCAGUGAGCUGCAGUUUGCCCCCGCCUCUCCGUCACAUGGUCUCACCUGUACAGACGACCUGUCAUCACGCGACCUCACACGCCUCGGCUUCAUCGCUCACAUCGAACUCUCCACCUUCCUGCUGGCUCUGGGAGUCCAAAGCAAACGCAGCCGGCUGCCGCACCGCAGGACUCGGGACAGCGGCGUGUUCGGCGUCUCGCUGAACUCUCUGCUGGACAACGACAGGAAGAGGUUUCCUGGAGUCAAAGUGCCCGUCUUCUUCCAGAAGUUGUUGGGCGUCUUGGAGCAAAGCGGUCUGCAGACUGAAGGAAUCCUUCGAGUUCCAGGAUCAGCUGCCAGACUGAAGUUCUUGAGAAGAGAGCUGGACCGGUGCUGGAGCGCCUUUGACUGGACCGACGUGCGGCCAGUGGAUGCAGGCGGACUGCUGAAGCUCUUCAUUAGAGAGCUGCCGACGCCGUUGCUGACACACACACACCUGUCCACCUUCUGCUCUGUUCUGGGCGUGUCCUCUGAGGUCCACCAGGUCCAGGCUCUGCAGCUCCUCCUCCUGCUCCUUCCUGAAGCUCACAGAAACACGCUGAGGGCCCUGCUGCUCUUCCUCCGGAAGGUGGUCUCUCAUCAGGACCACAACCGGAUGUCUCUGUGGAAUGUCUCCAUGGUGAUGGCUCCCAACUUGUUCACUCGCCAAAACCAUGGCAACAAACGCUCCAUCACCAAGCAUCAGGAGGAGAUGGAGGAGGCGAUGGGCGGAGCACGGCUGAUCGGACUCAUGAUCCGGCACCAGGACCUGCUAUGGACCCUCCCGAAGUUUCUCCUGGCCCAGGUGAGACAGAUGAACCAGGCGUCCAGUCAGAGACAGUUCAACCUGAGCAGGACAACGUCCCGACUGCUGAGGAGGAAGAACGACAGGAAGCAGGUCAGCGAGCUGUCUGAAGGGGUCAUCCGGGUUCACGCUCCGCUGCACACCAAGGUUUCCAUGGCAAUCCAGCUCGAUGAACAGACGACCGCCAGAGACGUGACGACCCGUUUCCAGACUGAGUCCAGCCCCGCCCAACACCUGUACGAGGUCGGAGGAAACAUCUAUGAGCGCCGCCUGCAGCCGGACUGCUGCCUGCUGGACGUCUACAGGGUCAACCCUCGCUGUGAUUGGCUGAUCAAGCCCUGAGCUCACCUGUCUGUUACCUGCUCAUGCUGUAAUAAAAGCCUGAACCUGG